AUGUUUGACGAGCACGAAUUAUUGGAUAAAUUAUGCCUCUCACUUGCUGAACAGUACCUAAACCGUCAAUCCUUUUACGCAAACAAUAAAUACACUGAGCAGCUACCCCAGAAUAACGCACAGGCCUAUCGUCAGAAGAUCCACCAGCUUGCCAGUGAAUCGAAGCAAUUUGAAGGCGCCCUAACUCGUUGGAAUGCUGAAAACCAAAAAGAACGGCGGCGUCCAGGAUCUGGUGGGAAGCAAUUUGGACAUGCGCUGCAAGGCCAUACCCAAGCAGAUAUUCCGGAGUUUACUAUGGAAGAAGAGCUGUCCUGGAGGGAACAUCAAAUCCGGGAAGCAAUUCAGAAUUUUCAACAACAGGACACCAACAAAGAAGUAGCCAUGGCUGAGCUGAAUUCUCGAAAUCAGCGGCAACAAUUACAGUUAUCACAGCUGAGCUAUGGAAUGGAAAACCGCCGCCGCGUUCAGGAGCAUCUAGAACGUCUCGUUGUAAAUCUACGCAAUGAGAUCCAACAUCUCUUGGUGGAAAAAGAACGAUAUUCGAUAGCAAACGAACGGACAGAUAUGAUGCUGAAUGAAAUACAACUGCAAAAAGAGAUAAAUCGGGUCAUGUGGGACGAGUUUAUCAAGCUUGAAUCCGAACGGGAUACCCUCCAAAAUACCCUGAUGCAAUGCAGCGAACAGCUGAGCCGGAUCAAUAUGGAAAAAAUGCGGAACCUUGAAAAGGAAUUAACGAAGCUGGAGGCAGAGUAUACGAAUAAA
This is a messenger RNA of Mesorhabditis spiculigera, 762 nucleotides long. Lineage: Eukaryota; Metazoa; Nematoda; Chromadorea; Rhabditida; Rhabditidae. The record is from the annotation of a GenBank genome assembly.